Kazachstania africana CBS 2517 is the source of this 1059-nucleotide messenger RNA. RefSeq lists its product as uncharacterized. NCBI's taxonomy places the organism in Eukaryota, Fungi, Ascomycota, Saccharomycetes, Saccharomycetales, Saccharomycetaceae. Gene Ontology annotation, cellular component: mitochondrion. Gene Ontology annotation, biological process: glycerophospholipid biosynthetic process. The coding region runs from base 1 to 1059 and encodes 352 amino acids. The record is from RefSeq and is a predicted model, not a curated record. The transcript has a single exon.
AUGACUCCAAGAAGGGCAUUGUGCACAGCAAGCAAACCAAUUGGGUUUGUCUUUGAUAUCGAUGGUGUUUUACUACGAGGAAAGAACCCAAUACCUUCUGCCUCGAAAGCUUUGUCCCUUCUUAAUGAUAUAAAAAUCCCAUACAUCUUAUUAACAAAUGGAGGAGGUAAACUUGAAACAGAAAGAGCUAAAGCAUUGUCUAGGACUUUGAAUGUUGAAAUAUCGCCUUUGCAAAUAGUUCAAUGUCAUACGCCAUUUAAAACACUAGCUAAUAAGUUUGAUCGUGUACUUGCUGUCGGUACACCGUCUGUUAGAGAAGUUGCAGAAGCCUAUGGUUUUAAGGACGUAGUACAUCAGUACGAUAUUGUGAGGUAUAACAAAAACAUUACACCUUUUAGUGCACUCUCUAGAGAGCAACUGAUGCAGUAUUCCAAGGAAAUAUCGAAUUUGGAUACGAAAAGAUUUGAUGCAAUACUAGUUUUUAAUGAUCCAUUGAACUGGGCCGCUGACAUACAAAUAAUGUGUGAUUUGCUCAAUAGUCAAAAUGGGAUGCUUAAUACGGUGCGGAAGGAUAAAUCAGAAACUCCAUCUAUACCCAUAUUCUUUUCGAAUAAGGAUUUGCUUUGGUCGAAUGCAUAUAAUUUGAAUAGAUUUGGCCAAGGUGCAUUUAGAUUGCUGGUUCGAAAACUAUAUUGUGAAACCAAUAAUGGUAAGCCCUUAAUUGACUUCGUUACAGGAAAGCCAACGAAGCUGACGUAUGACUUUGCUCACCACCUAUUAAUAAGAUGGAGAGACGUUUUAUUUCAACAUUCAGACGGAAGUCCUGCGACUCUCCCAGAGCUUGGUAUUGCCCCAAAAAACUCACCUUUCACUGAUGUGUUUAUGGUAGGUGAUAAUCCAGCAAGUGAUAUUGCAGGAGCCAUUAAUUAUGGUUGGUCAACUUGUCUGGUUAAAACGGGCGUAUACAGAGAGGGAGAUUGCAUAGGCGAAAACAACCCAACAAUGACUGUGAGUGACGUACAUGAAGCAGUCACUAAUGUUUUAAAUAGAUAUGUCUAA